CCAUCGAUCAGUGUUGCACUUCCCCUCAAGCAUCCCCACACGACACACAGGGCUCUCACAGGCGGCAGCAGUGUUGUAUGUGUGUGUGUGUGAGAGAGAGAGAGAGAGAGAGAGCGGUGCAAAGCAUCACACAACAUGACCAUCCGAAACGUUCUCCGGGAUCAUGGACAGAGGUACCGACCACGGAUGGCUUGUCUCAAAAAGGCAGAGAAGGUGGUCCUCGAGAUGCAGGACCCCACAACGGGAGUGAAGCUACAGCCUCAGAGACUGGUUAUCACCACAAUACCACAUGCUAUUACUGGUGAAGACAUAGUUGUGUGGUUAGCAGACAGAUUCCAAAUCGAUGCACAAGAGGCGAGGAGUUUUGGCUCCAUGCUGGUGGCGUUAGGAUACAUCUACCCUAUACAAGACCACAAGCGUUUAGUGGUCAAACCAGAUGCAUCCCUGUAUCGGUUCCAGACACCAUAUUUCUGGCCCACACAGCAGUGGCCUGUUGAGGAUACAGAUUAUGCAAUCUACCUGGCAAAGAGAAACAUACGUAAGAAAGGAAUCUUGGAGCUGCACGAGCAGGAGCAGUACAACCAUCUUCACAAGUGGAUGAAUCAUAAAUGGGAUUUUAUAGUGAUGCAAGCUAAAGAGCAGUAUAGAGCUGCGAAGGAGAGAAAGAAACCGGACCGUGUGGUGUUUGACUGUCAGGAGAGAGCCUACUGGGUGGUUCAUAGACCUCCGCCAGGGACAGUGAGUGCCAUGGACUAUGGACUGGAAAGACUAAUAGAUCCAAAUGCACACGAGGCAAAAACACCCGAUGACUACGAAAGGAUCAUGAUUUUCACCCAGCAGUCCAUCAUGCGCCCCAGAGUGAAAUCAUCAGUGUCCAUUGGCGCGUUGGUGAAAUACUGCGCCACUUAUAAAGGCCACGACCCUUUUCUGUCCAAGUGUCUUCCCAGCAACCCCUGGCUCACUGAUGAUGUCACAUACUGGGCUUUGAAUAUGCCCAAUGUGGAAAUACCCACUAAAAUGCGUGUGGAGAGGUGGACGUUCAGCUUUGGAGAGCUCCUUUCAGACCCUCGAGGACGAGAUGACUUCAGACUGUUCCUAAAGAAAGAGUUCAGCGGUGAGAACUUGGCAUUCUGGGAAGGUUGUGAGGAUCUGAAGUGGGGCACUGCUGCGACAAUGAAAGAGAAAGCAGAGCAGAUCUACAAGACUUUCCUGGCACGCGGUGCUCCACGAUGGAUCAACAUCGAUGGAAAGACGAUGGAAAUCACAGUGAAAGGUCUGAAACACCCACACAGAUACGUCCUGGAUGCAGCCCAGACUCACAUCUACAUGCUCAUGAAGAAGGACUCAUAUGGCCGAUACCUAAAAUCUCCAGUGUUUAAGGAAACAACGAAGAAGGCCGUAUGUCCCGAGGAACACAAGUUCAGUGACUCCCAGUUGGAGCAAAAUGCAAGAAACAGACGGCCCAGUCUCAGUCCCAUCAUCAUCCGGCAACAGGAGCAGGAGCAAAAGGCCAAGAUGGCCGCCAGUGCCCCUGUUGACAUCACACAGCUGUGCCGCUUUACCACUCCUGUGCCCCACCUCGCUGUCUAUUCUGGCAUGACUGACCCCCCCUCCGCCAACGCCUCGCCCUCUCUUCCCUUUUUGGCCCACACCCCAGCCUGUCCGUCCCCCAUCAGCGUGGCCUUAGACAGCACCUCUGCCUCUGAGCGGCGAGCGGAAGCCAGUGAGGGGGAAAGUGAAGGGAACCCUGAGGCCCGAGCAUCUGCAGGAGGGAACGUGUCCAAGUCUCGCAUGGCUCUAUCCCUGCGUCGUCUACUCAAGCGUGGCUGCACUCCCUCCUCUAUGUUUGCCAGCUUGUCACCUAAAUGUAAUCCAGCUGCCGGGACAAGCAGCCGCAUACAGCCAAUCAGCCCAGAUGAACCUAGUCAGGCUCCGCCCAGACGGAUUGGCAACUUUUUUCAGAUCAAAGUGGAUAUUCCUCCGGAGUGCCGCAUCUACCCCAUUGAGUCUGAGGAUGAGGAUGAGGAGAACAGAGCUGUCUCUCGGGAAAGAGUGGGAACCAAAGAGAUCAUCUGCCCUUGGGAGAGCCUCACUCCACAGAAUGGGACAGGCUAAUACACUGGAAUUACACAGGUAUAAAAUGGUGGGACCAGACCAUAAUGUAUAACAUAAAUUCAAUCAACAAGAGGACAGACUGACAGUACUCUUUCUGGAAUACUCUAAAAAUGGCUGUCUAGAGUGGACCAAACAUUAACUUGAUGAACCUGCCUGCCUGUUGGCUUGAAAUGCCCCAUUGUCACACAUGUUGCAGCAUAAUCCUAACUUCACUGUCCAUGCUCAGAACUUUCAAAACAUUUUGUUUUCAACAAUAUGGCUCAGUACAAAGAGUUUAUGCAGGCGUAGUUAUGUCCAUAUAUAGCAAAUAAUGGUCUGAAGAGUGUUUUAAAGCCUUCUUUAUGCUAGCAUCACAUCAAGAAAAGCAAAACAUGCAACCUUGUUGUCACUGAAAUGGUUGCUUCAAAGACCGAGACCACAUCUUACAGUCAGAUUUCACCUUCAAACCAACUUUGGUACAUCAAGGCAAUGAUUAAACAGCAACAUGAUGGGUCAGACUGUUGUCUAUCUGCUAUCUGUGACUGAAUAAGUUUAAUGACAGCAAAAAAGCUGUUUGUGAUGAUAUGCUAAUUAACUCUGAUAAAUUGGCAAAAAUUGUAACUGUUGCCCUCUGUUGCAAAUUUGUUGCCAUCUGCAUAAACAGAAACUCACAUUAAUCAGAAAUUCACAUUUACUACAUACAUUCUGACUCCACCCAGAACCUCAUAGAUUUGAAACCGAAAUUCUUCAACAAAAAGUCCCGUAUUUGCAGCAGGGCGGUUAUUUAACUGCAAAAUAACACUGUUGCUUGGCAACCUUCCUUUUUGUAUAGAAAUAUUGUCCUGAGAAUGAAAUCUUUCAGUUUAAUAUGUUUUGUGAUUUGCGUGUUCACUACAGAGGACAUAAAUAAAUGAGUUGAGUCUCAGGAGGAAAUGACCAGAAUAGAUCUGGCAAUGAGUUUGUUCAAGUCCACAGAGAACUUGUGCUCAUUGACUCAGACGUACUCGGAUUGACUGCAGUGUGUUAGAAAUCUGUCUGAGAGUGAUUGCAAUCAGUCUGAGUUGGACCGUGAUUGUUUGGAGACAGGUUGUCUCCCAUCAGGUGACCUGUGCAGCUGUCUUGCAAUUCCCAGUAGCCUCCCACAGGCUGAAAGUGUUACACACUCAGCCUGUGGGUAACCAGGUGCAAUCGGUUACUAAAUGUGAAAAAAAAUCAUUGUGCAAUCACAGAUUUUUUUUAGCAGCAAGGAGGUUGUCAUCCUAUUUUAUACUCAAGUAUGACUGAGCCAUUACACAUUCGGGAAAAUAACGAAACCUAUAAAAAAGUAAAAGGAAAUCCUUAGUAUUUGUUAUAUAUUUGCAUAGAAAACACUGUGGAUACAAAAUACGAGUCCAAGCCAACAGGCAGAAAAUGUCUUAACACUUAAAAUCUAGAUUUUGCUGGAGUAUUCCUUUAACUACAGCCUUAUAUUCACCAACCCUUACUAAUGUGAGCACCAGCUGAGCCCUGUAUUUAGGAUAGAGGUGUAGUUUUGGCAGAGGCUGCUCCACAUGGAGAACAGGGUGAGCGCUUUCAAAACAUGAGCCGUAGCUUUCAUACCCAAGCCUCAUUCUGUACCUGCUGAUGAACUGUAGCCCAACAGCAGCCUUAUCCGCCUCCACACACUGGAGAUAUUUUGCUAUGUUUGGUUUGUUGUUGGAAGUUUUUACUAAGCAGGCAUCUACACAUACUUCCUUAGAGCCAAGUGGACGGGAAAACAAAACAGCACGAAUAAAAAGAGAUAAACUGAAGUAUUUUUGUGAUUGCCAAGGACCAUAAGUACCACCAGUAGUUCUCAAGAAGUACAUGUUUACAUCCUAGAGUGUGAUAAUCCAAAGCAGACAUCUGUAGACUCUGCUUCCACACAUGCCUGCUAACUGAUAAUGUACCUAUAUAUCUAUUAAAGUCGAGAUGUGUUCUUGUGAUGCGAAAUAGACUUAGAUGCCUGAACCCUAGUUUACUUACCUCUUACGCACAUGUGAAAUGACCAAAUAGAUGCGUUUCAGGUCAAAUGAGAGCACAUGAGCAGCUUGUCUACAUGCUACUAUUUUUGCUGAUCUACUCCUGUGAGACGUACGCUCUUCAUGCAUGAAGGGUUACUUUAAAGGGAGUCGGUCAGUAGUUUUUGUAUUUGACUCCACUGCUGUUUUGUACACUUUGUGUAGCUGUUGUGUACUGUACACUACUCUGAGUGAGGUGUUGAUAUUUUUCCCCUCACUCACAAGUCUCUCCUGUAUGAGGGACAACAUGGACUUACUGUCUGAAUGUAUUAUCUUUAUCAUGUUUACAGAUGCAAGAAUGUGAAAAAGACCUUAAAUUUGUUGUAUUUGAUAUGUACAUUCCAUGGCUUGUGUCAAGUGCCUCAAUAAAAGAUUGUCUUUGCAAAAAGGUUCACCUGAAA
Messenger RNA from Haplochromis burtoni (Burton's mouthbrooder), 4534 nucleotides. RefSeq names its product regulator of G-protein signaling 9. Bases 136 to 2115 code for a protein of 659 amino acids. The transcript is spliced from 19 exons. The record is from RefSeq and is a predicted model, not a curated record. Gene Ontology annotation, biological process: intracellular signal transduction; G protein-coupled receptor signaling pathway; regulation of G protein-coupled receptor signaling pathway. NCBI's taxonomy places the organism in Eukaryota, Metazoa, Chordata, Actinopteri, Cichliformes, Cichlidae.